Molecule: messenger RNA, 981 nt
Organism: Prorocentrum cordatum
Lineage: Eukaryota; Dinophyceae; Prorocentrales; Prorocentraceae
Source: the annotation of a GenBank genome assembly
AUGGCCGAUGACGAGGAUCAGGACUCGCCAUGCAGGGGCCUCUCGUGUUCGGACGUGGAGCUGAUGGUUUCGGAGUUCAAGGCAUUCUUCGAGCGGCCUGAUUGGCUGCAGUACAGGGCGGACCUCAGCAAGCACCCGAGCAAGGACGACCAGGAGGGCAUCAAGAGGCACAUCAAGGUGUGCAUCGCCAUCAGGAGCAAGGUCGCGCCGAACUGCUCGCUGGCUAAGAAGGCCACGGAGCACGCCGUCGAGCUGAUCUCGAAGGAGAAUAAGUGGGAGUUCCCAGGGGACACCCUCGUGGCGUACCGCGCCGAGGUGGCGGCGAAGCUUCGGACGCUCGCCAGGCACUGCGCAUCGCUGUGGAGCAGGCCGAAGCUGCCCAAGUGGUUCGUGGAGUACCUCGAGGCAGAGGGCUACAACGAGAGCCCCGACGCCAACACGAACUUCGUGUACAAGUACAGCGAGUACAAGAACACUGCGAUCAGGAUCCAAACGGGCACGACUGCCGAGAUCGAGUGCGAGAAGAUCGAGGGCCCAGAUGCAACCGGCUGGUGCAGAGCGUUCUGGCCCGACGGCGCGACGUGGCAGUUCCCCAAGCAUCUGCGCGUCAAGCCGAAAGCAUGCGCCAGCAAGCUGCCCCGCAUCACCGUCCAGUGCAGGAGCGAGGGCCAGUUCGAGGUGUUCAUGCGCCUGGCGAAGGACAGGGACCCAGACCACCGCCUGGUCCAGAUCAUGAAGAAGACCAGCACGACGGAGAGUGGCACCGUCCUGGAGCAGCAGACGCAGGCGAGCUGCGGGUACUGGCCCUCGGAGGACGAGGCGAUCGCGGCGAUGAAGGGCAUGCUCGACAAGUUCGUGAGCGGGGAGAUCACGACCAAGCAGGAGGCCAACAAGUACAAGAUGGACAUCAUCAAAGGCCUGGAGAAGCGACGAGGCGUUGCAGGCGCAACGAUGCGGAAAAAGCUGAGGCACGAGUGGGGG